Messenger RNA from Gymnodraco acuticeps, 4604 nucleotides. RefSeq names its product zinc finger protein 2 homolog. The record is from RefSeq and is a predicted model, not a curated record. Gene Ontology annotation, biological process: regulation of transcription by RNA polymerase II. Lineage: Eukaryota; Metazoa; Chordata; Actinopteri; Perciformes; Bathydraconidae. The annotation marks the transcript as partial. Gene Ontology annotation, molecular function: DNA-binding transcription factor activity; RNA polymerase II cis-regulatory region sequence-specific DNA binding. The transcript is spliced from 3 exons.
GUUCUGACUGUGUGCUUCCUGUUUGAUGCAGAUGUCCAGCUGCUGGUGGUGGUUAAAGAAGAGCUUCUCCCUGACCAGCAGGAGUUGAGCACCAGUCUGGACCAGGAGGACCCAGAGCCCCCCCCACACAUUAAGCAGGAACAGGAGGAACUCAGGAUCAGUCAGGAGGGAGAGCAGCUUCAGGAUCUGGAGGAGGCUGAUAUCAUCAAGUCCACUUUCACUCCUGACCCUGUGAAGAGUGAAGAUGAUAAAGAGAAACCUCAGUCCUCACAGCCUCAUCAAAGACAAACUGAACACAUGGAAACAGAAGCUGAUGGAGAUGACUGUCGAGGACCAGAACCAGCCAGGAACUCAGAUCCAGAGAGCAGUUUACACCCAAAGACUGGAGACUCUUCUGAACCUGACACUGAAGACAGUGCUGAUUGGAAGGAGACCAGAGAACCUGCGUCAGGCUCAAACUCACUGAAACAUGAAAAAGAAUCUGUAAGUGAUUCAAGCCGUAGUGCUGUAAAGAAACAAUUUAGCUGCUCUAUGUGUACGAAAUAUUUUACAAAUACAAGAAAUGUAAAGAAACACAUGAGAAUCCACACAGGAGAGAAACCCUUUAGCUGCUCAGUUUGUACCAAAUAUUUUGCAGAGAAUAGAGAUUUAAAUCGACACAUGAGAAUCCACACUGGAGAGAAACCACACAGCUGCUCAGUUUGUAAGAAAUCUUUUUCACAGAGUGGACAUUUAAAGGAACACAUGAGAGUCCACACAGCAGAGAAACCAUUUAGCUGCUCAGUUUGUAAGAAAGCUUUUGCAGAGAAUAGAGAUUUAAAUCGACACAUGAGAAUCCACACAGGAGAGAAACCACACAGCUGCUCAGUCUGUAAGAAAGCUUUUGCAGAGACUAGACAUUUAAAGGGACACAUGAGAAUCCACACAGGAGAGAAACCACACAGCUGCUCAUUUUUUAUUACUGUGUGUUUCCUGUUUCCUGCAGACGUCCAGCUGCUGGUGGAGGUUAAAGAAGAGGUUCUCCCUGACCAGCAGGAGUGGAUUACCAAUCUGGACCAGGAGGACCCAGAGCCCCCCCACCACAUUAAGCAGGAACAGGAGGAACUCAGGAUCAGUCAGGAGGGAGAGCAGCUUCAGGAGCUGGAGGAGGCUGAUAUCACCAAGUCCACUUUCACUCCUGACCCUGUGAAGAGUGAAGAUGAUGAAGAGAAACCUCAGUCCUCUCAGCCUCAUCAAAGACAAACUGAACACAUGAAAACAGAAGCUGAUGGAGAUGACUGUCGAGGACCAGAACCAGCCAGGAACUCAGAUCCAGAGAGCAGUUUACAACCAAAGACUGCUGACACUGGAGACUCUUCUGAACCUGACACUGAACACAGUGCUGAUUGGAAGGAGACCAGAGAACCUGCGUCAGGCUCAAACUCACUGACAAACAGACAAGAGUCUGUCAGUGUUUCAAGCUGUAGUGCUGUAAAGAAACAAUUUGGCUGCUCCGUGUGUACGAAAUAUUUUACAUAUGCAAGAGAUGUAAACCUACACAUGAGAAUCCACACAGGAGAGAAACCCUUUAGCUGCUCAGUUUGUACUAAAUAUUUUGCAUUGAGUGAAAAUUUAAAAAAACACAUGAGAAUCCACACAGGAGAGCAACCAUACAGAUGCUCAGUCUGUAAGAAAGCUUUUUCACAGAGUGGAAAUUUAAAGAAACACAUGAGAAUCCACACAGGAGAGAAACCAUACAGAUGCUCAGUCUGUAAGAAAGCUUUUUCACAGGGUGGAGGUUUAAAGAUACACAUGAGAAUCCACACAGGAGAGGAAAUAUACAGCUGCAAUGUUUGUGACAAAAAAUUUAAAUGGCGUAAUCGUUUGAAAAGACACAAGUGUGUUGGUCGUCAGUCCACAUGGCUUAAUGAAAUUCAAACUGAGGAUAACAGAGAGGCAGAACCUCCAAUCAGCAGCUCAGCUGAACACAUGGAAACAGAAGCUGAUGGAGAGGACAAUGAAUAAGUCUUAUGACAUUUCACACCAUGGAUGUAUAAUAAGAACUGGAUACAGCGUCGGAGACGGAGUCUUGUUCUUUCCUAUGAGAGCUGCUCAUUGGCAAAUGAAGGCAAAAGGGCCCACCUUUUGAGAGAGCGAAACAUCACAGAUUACCCGUCAUGCCUGGCUGUCAGAGCAGAAGUACCCAUAUGUGCGCUCAUAGAGCAUGCGCAGUCGAGUUGCCCCUUAAGCCCCGCCCCCCGAGCUCCCACUCUCGGCUCACUAGAAUGAAUGAAUGAAGAGAGAAAAUAAAUCUAGAUUUGGCUUUUAGUGCAUUUUACAACUUUAAGGACCGAAUGAUUCUAAUAAGGGCUAUCAAAUAGUUCACUGGGUAGUUUAUUUAUUUUAAAAAAAAAACUUCCACCGAUUUACAGAGGUCUCUUUCCCCAUGUUAGUUAAUGGGAAAAAGUUGUUUUGGGCCGGGUAACGUCACGGACUGAUACGGAAGUUGCAGUACUGCUGUUUGGACACAACAAAUAUUGGGCACAGCGUCCGCUGCACUUCCUGGGGGCUUGGUUCACACAUGAGAAAAAUCUGCCUGACUGGAUUAACAUUGUUGUACAACAUCCAUAUAAGACUUAAAUGAACUCCAUCUUUAUCAACAUAAGUGGACAAUAUGUUUAAUGUUUUUGUCAUACUGAUUUUCUGAUGUAUACGUUAACCACUGACUGUUGAUGAACCAUUUUCUUUUUGAUUGAAGGCUCCAAGUUUCCAUAUAGAGAUAUAGGAUGAUUCGAUGUAUUGUUCUUUAUUUCUAAAUGUUUUGUAUCAUUGCUAUCCUGUUAGUGAGCCCUGUUUUACAUAAAUAUACCUAUUAUCUGAUUGGUUUUGCUUCUGUAACUGUAAGGGAAUACAUUUGCCUAUUUUGUAUCCUAAUGACCUAAUGCCGUUACAUGUAAUACGUUACUCCCUAAGCCUGAUUUCACCCACCUGCAACCGAUUUCGCUAAUAAUCACAAAUGUUCAUUUCUUUGAACCCUUAACUCUGCUAUUUCUUGUUUAAUAAUCGUUACAUCUCCUCAGGACCAAGUUCCCGUGUCCUGCCUUUCACCUGCUCAUCACCCACUGCUCAUUUAAGGUGGACUGACCUUUACAAUGGACCAGCUAGUCUUAGUCUCUCAAUGCAAAUGUUUUCUGUUUCUGUUGGGUUGUCUGCUCUCUGCAAGACGGUGUCUGGACUCAAAAAUGUUCAUGAAAUGAGAGUUUCACUCUGUUUUUGUUGUCCAAAUGACGCCAACAGAGCGAUACGUCUGGUCAAAGCUGUAUCUUUUUAAGCAAUUCACUCACUUUUUUGCAGCACAACAUUUGCUUCAUUAUGGCAAUCAAUUUCUAAAAGAAAUAAUGAAUGUAUAGACUCUUCCACUUCCACUCUCACUUCUGGUGUCUCAGCAUUUGUACAUAUGUUCUAUUUCUAUUUUUAAGGUCAUAUCCCUGCAGCUCUGCCAUUUCUCUCUCUGGUGUCACAACUGUCCACUAGAGAGCGCCGCAGCUCCUGAGAUGUAACACUGAUGCUGCAGAAAGCUUUCUUACUGCUGUUGAAUACAUUCCAGUAAGUUCAAACAUAUUAUUAAUGCCACUAUUUAAAGAAGAUCUGUUUUUUUAUGCCACCCGUUAUGCCAUUUUAAAUCAACACAGUGCCCUCUUCUGAAGGAAUGAACGUCCCACAUGCUGUUUCCCUUUGUGGAGAUUUUAUUUUGUGCUUAUCUUAAGAAGCUGUUUGAUCUCAGUAUAUUAUUCUUAAAAAACUGUGCAAUAGUUUUUGUUGACAUUUUGUCUUAAGAAAAUAACUUGUACUCUUUGAUGCUGAAAUGUGCUUUGCCUUAGUUUCAAGAAAAUGAAAGGUAUAAACAAACGAACAGUGUGUGACGGGCUCCUUCCCUCUUAGUCUUCUUCCCCAUUUAUAAAUAGAUAUCACGUCCACUUCAUGACACCUACUGAACAAUUUCAUAACAGCUGUUUAUAUCCUAAAGCAGCAGUGGUGGUGGAUAGUAACUAAGUACAUUUACUCAGUUACUGACAUUUUUUUAGGUCAUUUACUUUUCCUGCUACUUUAUACUUAUAAUCAAAUAACUGUUCAUGUAUAAUUAUAGAGCUGUAUUGGCCCCUAUGGGAAAUGUACAAGUUACCCUGCAGUAUAUAAAGGUACACUUGCUUCCUAUUUAUCAGAGGCAACAUUUGAGCAUUAAAGGAUUACGAUUUAUAAUUGUAAAGUAUAACAUAAUACGUUUUUCUGAUACUUUUACAAAUAUAAGUAUAAUUUGACGACCUAAGGACAAAGUAUUCAGCACUUUAACUUAAAUAAAAAUAGUAAUACCACAGUGUGUAGAAAUGAUCAACACAAAACAAAUAAGUCCAACAUUUCAAUGUGAUAAACACAUGAAUGCAUCAAUGAUUAUAAUCAAAACGUAUCAUAUAUAUUAUUUUGAAAUGGGUCGAUCUGCAUAUUGAAUACUUUUACUUUUGGUACUUUAACUAUAUUUUGAUGAUAAUUGUCAUGGAUAUUUUAAACUCGUUAAUACUGUAAAGAUGUACAAUGAGAGUAAUCAAUAAUAAACUGGUGAAAGCAAA